AAAGAAAACAAAAUAUGAGUCGUUGACAAGGGAGGCGGGAGCGGACAGGCGUCGGCGCCUCAGCCCUUCCUCGCCUACCCCUCUGGCCUCUGCUCACCGACGCGCUCCUCCCUCCCCAAUUUCCUACUCAAGCCCCCUUUGCCCGCGCCCGCAUCUGCUUGCCUCCUCCGACAACCCGCCCGGAUCUCGCUUGCGGCAAGCCAGACCCCAUCAAACCCUAGCCUAACCCCCCUCCCCCCACCUCGCCUGCCCCGAUCUGCCGCCGACGCCCGCCCGCCGGCCAUGGACUCCGGCGGGGGCGGAGGCGGCGGGGUCACGGCCAUCCGCGUGCCGUACCGCCACCUCCGAGACGCCGAGAUGGAGCUCGUCAGCCUCAACAGCAACGGCAGCAGCAACAGCAGCCCCCGCGCCCGCGCCUCGCCGCGCAAGGACCAACACCGACCCCGGGAAGGGGAGCAGCAGGAUCACGGCAACGCGGCGGAAGGCAGGAAGGGCAGCGCACCAAAGUACAAGGUGGUGCUCGCCUGCAUGGUCGCCGCGGGGGUGCAGUUCGGCUGGGCGCUGCAGCUCUCCCUCCUCACCCCCUACAUCCAGACUCUAGGAAUAGACCAUGCCGUGGCAUCAUUUAUUUGGCUUUGUGGACCUAUUACUGGUUUUGUGGUUCAACCUUGUGUUGGUGUUUGGAGUGACAAAUGCCGUUCCAAGUACGGAAGGAGGCGGCCGUUUAUUUUGGCUGGAUGCAUGAUGAUAUGUGCAGCUGUAACUUUAAUCGGGUUUUCUGCAGACCUUGGUUACAUGUUAGGAGAUACCACUGAGCACUGCAGCACGUAUAAAGGUCUAAGAUAUCGAGCUGCUAUUAUUUUCAUUCUUGGAUUCUGGAUGUUGGACCUUGCAAACAAUACAGUACAAGGACCUGCUCGUGCCCUUUUAGCUGAUCUUUCAGGUCCUGAUCAAUGUAAUUCCUCGAAUGCAAUAUUCUGCUCAUGGAUGGCUGUUGGAAAUAUUCUUGGUUUUUCAGCUGGCGCGAGCGGGAACUGGCACAAGUGGUUUCCUUUUCUAAUGACAAGAGGCUGCUGUGAAGCUUGUGGUAAUUUGAAAGCAGCUUUUUUAGUUGCAGUUGUAUUCCUUGUGUUUUGUAUGUCUGUUACCCUGUACUUCGCUGAAGAGAUCCCACUGGAACCAAAGGACGCACAGCGGUUAUCUGACUCUGCUCCUCUACUGAAUGGUUCUAGAGAUGAUGAUUGUACAUCGAGUGAACAGAGCAAUGGAAGAAUUCCUAACGGUCAUGUGGAUGGAAACAAUGUCUCAGCUAACUCCAGUUCUGAGGAUUGUACAGAUGCAGGAUCCAACUCAAACAAAGACAGUGUUGAGGAUUUCAAUGACGGACCAGGAGCAGUUUUGGUUAACAUUUUGACUAGCAUGAGGCAUCUACCUUCUGGAAUGCCUUCCGUGCUUCUGGUUAUGGCCCUAACAUGGUUGUCAUGGUUUCCCUUUUUCCUUUUUGACACCGACUGGAUGGGGCGUGAAGUUUACCACGGGGACCCAAAUGGAGACUUGAGUGAAAGAAAAGCUUAUGACAAUGGUGUCCGAGAAGGUGCAUUUGGUUUGCUAUUGAAUUCAGUUGUCCUUGGGAUUGGCUCUUUCCUUGUUGAUCCACUAUGCCGGAUGAUUGGCGCAAGAUUGGUUUGGGCAAUCAGCAACUUCAUAGUGUUUGUCUGCAUGAUGGCAACAACAAUACUAAGUUGGAUCUCUUUUGAUCUGUACUCAAGUAAACUUCAUCAUAUUGUCGGGGCAGAUAAAACAGUCAGGAAUUCAGCACUGAUUCUUUUCUCUCUUCUUGGAUUGCCACUCUCUAUCACUUACAGUGUUCCGUUUUCCGUGACUGCUGAGCUAACUGCCGGAACAGGAGGCGGACAAGGUUUGGCUACAGGUGUUCUAAAUCUCGCUAUCGUCGCUCCCCAGAUAGUAGUCUCGCUUGGAGCAGGUCCAUGGGAUGCCCUCUUUGGGGGAGGUAACAUCCCUGCUUUCGCAUUGGCUUCGGUCUUCUCGCUGGCAGCCGGAGUGCUCGCAGUUCUCAAGCUGCCAAAGCUGUCAAACAACUAUACAUCCGCUGGCUUCCAUGGAUUCGGCUGAACCUCAGGUCACCGAACUGGACAACUGUCUGUAAAACAUCCAGAUACCUACUCCUCCCAACACUACUGAAUUCCAUCCAUUUUGACAUUCGUUUAUAUGGAAAUGAUUCUUUCUUCCUUCUUGCCAGCUACAGAAUUCCAAAGAUAGAGAUUAGGAUAGAGAGCUAGUUAGGUCUAUGUGCAUACAAGGCAAUGCAAAGUUGUAAAAGAAUGUUGUGUUUUACCUGUUUUUUUGACAUUACAUGGUAGGUGAAAUUUUACAAUGGCCAGGCACCCUCCUUUUAUAUGGUACGGAGUAGGUGACAUUAUAUGUUGCUGUGUAUUUCCAGAGAGAGGUCGACAUAAGAUCUCGUA
Brachypodium distachyon (stiff brome) is the source of this 2486-nucleotide messenger RNA. RefSeq names its product sucrose transport protein SUT4. Gene Ontology annotation, molecular function: sucrose:proton symporter activity. The transcript is spliced from 14 exons. The record is from RefSeq and is a predicted model, not a curated record. NCBI's taxonomy places the organism in Eukaryota, Viridiplantae, Streptophyta, Magnoliopsida, Poales, Poaceae. Gene Ontology annotation, cellular component: membrane. Bases 283 to 2133 code for a protein of 616 amino acids.